AUGUCGCCGCUCAGCAGCCUGAUGCCAGACGCAGAUGCACCUGCUCUAGAUACAGCAGGCUUUCCGGAUCUCAUCUUGGUGCUGGAGGCUCUGCAGCAGGUCUAUCCUUCCGAGCUCCGCGCUAUCGUCGAUCUACUCAAACACUGGGUCGAUCUUGAUCUUCGCGGCGACUUCGGUCCUCGCUUCACCGACUACCCAUCGCGACUCGAAUAUGAACCGUCCGUCGACGCAGGCAUACGCGUACUCGUUGACGGCAUGAUUCGUGACUCACCCAAUCUACCUGGCGGACUUGACUUUCUAUCGACCUUGUUCAGCGCCAGCGCGGUACGCAUUGUACUUGCCCGGCAAGCAUUCGGCGGCGAGGAGCCUGGAGUGAAUGUAGUAGACAACGCGCGGCUUCGCCUCCAGCCCGUCCUGCAGCUGACCGCGUUCUUCGUGCCUCGCUGUCGCGAUCCCAUGUACUCGGGCGACGUCGACGACAUCGCAGUGUUCCUUGUCACCAUUUCCUUGGCGCUAUCCGCACUGGCUCAGUACGCACCCUUCCGUUUCUAUGCUCAUUUCUAUGUUCUCUCUGACGUGGUGUCGUAG
Molecule: messenger RNA, 588 nt
Organism: Peniophora sp. CBMAI 1063
Lineage: Eukaryota; Fungi; Basidiomycota; Agaricomycetes; Russulales; Peniophoraceae
Source: the annotation of a GenBank genome assembly